Molecule: messenger RNA, 1447 nt
Organism: Glycine soja
Lineage: Eukaryota; Viridiplantae; Streptophyta; Magnoliopsida; Fabales; Fabaceae
Exons: 6
Coding region: 171-1406 (411 amino acids)
Molecular function (GO): protein binding
Source: RefSeq, a predicted model, not a curated record
AUCACUCACUCUAUAAGUAUUGUCUCACUCUUUCAACUAAGCAUCCCCUUACUCUCUCAUGUGAAUGGUGAAUUGAGCUUGGCAGGCUGAAAAGAAAAAGAAUAAACACCGAUCGAACAGAGAAUUUCGGAGAGGUGUCCAAUUCACUUCAUUUUCCGUAGAGUUAAAUCAUGAGCUCCAAUGACGAAGUUUCAGAUGACCACACAAUUCAGAUUAUAUCACCACAAGAUCAUACUCCUAAUCAAAAUCAUGAGCAAACUCCAGUUGCCACUUCAACAAACCCACCGACACCAAGACAUGAAAGUAGAGGAGUGAAUCAAAUGACUCCAGAAGAGCUGAGUUCUUUAAAAGAAGAUCUGACGAGAUAUAUAAGGCGGAAUGAUCAUGGGGGGCUCGAAUUAAAAUUGAUAAUUGAUAAAUGUGCUGAUAUAGUACGCAUUCCGUUAAAUGAUAGGGGAGACACAGCUCUUCAUGUAGCAGCAGCAGCAAGUGAAUGUAGGAGACUUGAAACUGUGAAAGAGUUGGUUCAACAUAUGAGCCCAGAAGACAUGCUAAUACGAAACUUAUAUGGGACGCUUCCAGUUCACUUGGCUAUUUUAUAUGGCCGCAACGAAAUGGUGCAAAUUUUGUUAUCUCAGGAAGUGCUUGACAAAAUGGAUUCGGAGGAUAUUGAACGACUGUUUUUCAUGACCAUUAGGGUCGACAUGUUUGAUUGUGCAAUGCAAUUAUUUGAAAAACAUCCAACUGAUCUGGCCAUUGCAAGAAAUGAAGAGCAGCUUACAGCAUUGCAUAUGCUGGCGCGAAAGCCUCCAAAAAUUUUAGGGGGCAACAAGGAAUCAAAAGCUGAUGAGCUACUUCAAAAAUUAUGGACUCAAGUUAACCAAUUGCCACGCGAAUGGAUAAUGAACUUGAUAACUCAUCCUUGGUCAGUGCAGUUUGAGGCAGUAAAAUCAGGAAAUGUUGAGGCUUUAAUGAUUCUUAUUGACAAGAACCGUGAAUUACUGACAAUAAAGGACCCCGAAAAUGGACGGAACCUACUGCACUUGGUUGUGCUAUUUCGACAAGAAAGAAUGUUUAGAAGAAUAUUUGGAUACGAAGACCGUAUAAUAGCAGUGGAAGUGGAUAAUCAAGGUAACAACAUUCUACACUUUGCUGCGCAUCUUCCAGUUGAAUUCCAAGAAUUGUCCAGUUUAAGAGCAAGCAUUCAAAUGCAAAGAGAGCUCGAAUGGUUCCAGUUCGUGGAGUUGCAAGUUCCUCUUGAACUAAGAAUAAUGAGAAACAACAUGGGCAGGAGACCAAUUGAUGUAUUUUAUGAAGAACACAAGAAGUUAUCCGAAGAAAUUAAAGAUGCAGGCAAAGGAAUAUCCGAAUCUGGCAUGCUCGUAGCAGCACUUGUUGCUACGUAGCAUUUGCGGCUGCUCUGACUGUUCCAGGUGAUAAGACCAAU